Messenger RNA from Suncus etruscus (white-toothed pygmy shrew), 1332 nucleotides. RefSeq names its product tumor necrosis factor receptor superfamily member 10B-like. The coding region runs from base 1 to 1332 and encodes 443 amino acids. Lineage: Eukaryota; Metazoa; Chordata; Mammalia; Eulipotyphla; Soricidae. Gene Ontology annotation, molecular function: TRAIL binding. The record is from RefSeq and is a predicted model, not a curated record. Gene Ontology annotation, cellular component: plasma membrane; cell surface. The transcript has 10 exons. Gene Ontology annotation, biological process: positive regulation of apoptotic process; TRAIL-activated apoptotic signaling pathway.
AUGGGGGAGAGUGGGGAGCGGCCGCUCCAGGAGUCGGACUCUGCUCCUAAGCCUCUGUCAGUGAGCCUAUGUGCAGCCCCGGGCGGCCGGCUCCACACAGCUGCAGUCGGGUUCUAUCUCACCAUGAUGAACAAACUGAAGUGCAUUACUUGGUUAUUAAUUGCCCUUCAAGGACUCAUUGUUGCAGAAAAAACAUGUCAAAAAGGAACUCAUAUUUUAAAAGAUGGUAAAAGCUGUGUCCCAUGUAUCAGUGGAAUCAACUACACAAGCUACAGCAAUGCACCAUUUUGCUUUUCUUGUACAAAAUGUGAUAAAGUUUUGCCAAUAGAUCAAAUUACUAAGAGUCCUUGCACAACCACGCAAGACACUCAGUGUGAAUGCAAACCGGGCAAGUUCAUUAAUAAAAAAGAUUCUCCUGAGAAGUGCAGUAACUGUACAAGGUGCCCUGAAGGAAUGAGGGAAGUCAAAAACUGUACUUCAUGGAAUGACACUCAGUGUGCCAACCAGUCCAAUGGAACUGUGGACAAUCACCCGGGACAGCCCUCUAGUCCCUCUAAUUCCAGCAUCUCUACCACAACGAUUGCUGUUGUUGUUCCUGCUAUUGUUUCAUCAUGUUGUGUGGUGAUUUUUUAUUUGAAGUUCAGAUCUCAAGAAGGCUUCAAGCCUUUAGGAUUUGCUUCUCCUCCACAGAAGACCAAUGCUUCAUCUGUACUAUGCUCCCUCUUGAAAGGGAACCCAGAACUCUGGGUGGCUAUCUUUGAGCAAUUCAGACGUCCUCGGAGAGCACCCGAGGCUCUAAACAAUGACACCAACAACCACUAUGAGAUGGUGAGCCUUAAUGGCAAUGCUCCACUAGACACUAUAGUCUGCGAACAGGAACUAGAAAGCCAACCCCAGGCUCCACUCAUAGCCCAGGAAGUGCAAUCACUGGGAGAAGUGGAGCAGGUACUCAUAGGAGCUAAACAAGGAAAAAGAAAAUGUCUCGUUCCUGUGGAAGGCACAAACACCACUAAAACUCUACGCCAUUUAUUUAAUGAUAUUCACAAGAUUGUACCAGUACAUUCCUGGAGACCACUCAUGAGGCGCAUGGGUCUUACAGACAAUGAGAUCCAAAUGGCUGAAAGCCGAGCCUCAUGUCCACAGGAAAAGCUGUAUGAAAUGCUGAUGACAUGGCACAACAAAGAAGGGAUGAAAGCUUCAGUCAACACCCUGCUAGACGCCUUGGAAGCUCAGGGGGAACGAGUUGCAAAAGAAGAGAUUCAGAAUCUACUGUUGAACUCUGGAAAGUUUAUUUAUGAAGAUGACAGGGCCAGCUCUGUUAUGCCUAUGUAG